AUGCCGCCUGGGAGCCUCCUGCUGCGCACCUCCACCCGAGAGCAAGUACUUGGCGGAUGGUAUGUGCCGGCCAAGGUUCCCAUCAUCGUGAACAUUUUGGCCCUCCACUACAGUGAAGACCUUUGGGGUGCCGAUGUGAACGAGUUCAAGCCGGAGCGAUGGGAGCGAGGCUUGCCUCACAAGUUUGCCUUUAUGCCCUUUGCUCAUGGACCUCGGGCCUGCAUUGGUCGAGAGUUCACACUGAUGGAGCAGAAGGUGACCAUGGUGAAGUUCUUCCAGAACUUCGAUGUGGAGCGCGUGCCAGGUGACAAGGCUGGGUAUACAGUGCUGAAGCCCGAUGGACGCAGUCCACCCUUCCUGAACUUUGAUACGCCGCUUCAUCUUCACGAAGAAAGAGUCUUCACACUGCGAUACUGUCAGUGCCCAUCUGGAAGGAGGCCGUCAUGGAUCUCAUCACAAGCAAUGGAAUUGGAAGCAAUGGAAUGA
Durusdinium trenchii is the source of this 486-nucleotide messenger RNA. The record is from the annotation of a GenBank genome assembly. Lineage: Eukaryota; Dinophyceae; Suessiales; Symbiodiniaceae.